Messenger RNA from Zonotrichia albicollis (white-throated sparrow), 14010 nucleotides. NCBI's taxonomy places the organism in Eukaryota, Metazoa, Chordata, Aves, Passeriformes, Passerellidae. The record is from RefSeq and is a predicted model, not a curated record.
AUCUUUGAAACACCACCGGGACUUGGUCACCAGGGGGUGGAUUGCUGAGGAUACGGCUCUGCCCUCUGCACUCAGGACAUGUAUGGCUGAAGGGCUCAGCCCCUUGCCUGGCUGCAGGGCAGCGCUGUUCUCCUUCCCACCAUGUGAGCUGGCACACCUGCACAGCAAAUAGCUGCCUUUUUCAAAGAAUGAGCACAUGCCGAUGGUGCACACAGAGUGGUGCUGACACCACCGAGUUCCUGAGGCACUAUGCUGCUCAGAGGCUGUCCCAGGAAGAUUUUGAAGGCUCCAAUGAUGACCUCUGUUACUGCCUGGAGUGUGUGGUUGAAUACCACAAAGCAAGGGAAGAAUGUCCAAGAUUGCAUGAGGACCUGUGGGAUUUGGAAACCUCCCGUCUCAUUGCCCACAUGGAGAAAUCCAUGAAUGAGGAAGCAGGAGAAGAUGAGCUGUUUCUGGUUGAUGAGCAUGGGGAGACACCUCUGUCUGGUUAUGUGGGCCCAAAUUUUGAGAACAACCUGCGAGUGCCCCUGCUGGAAAUACUGAAAUACCCCUACCUGCUGCUGCAUGAGAAAGUCAGUGAGCUGUGUGUAGAAGUGCUCUGCAGAAUGGAACUAAGUCAAGACUCCUUUCAGGUCUUUGAGAAAUAUCCAGGAAUUUAUCUCUUUUUGGUCCACCCAAAUGAGGUGAUUCGUCGAUGGGCCAUCCUAACAGCAAGGAAUUUGGGAAAGGUUGACAGGGAUGAUUACUAUGACUUAGAGGAAGUGCUGACUUGUUUGUUCAAAGUUAUUGAGUUGGGGCUUUUUGAGAACCCAGAUAUUUACAGCUCUUCAAUGUUUGAAAAGGGUAAACUCAUCCUUCUGCCAGCUCAUUUGUAUGACACAGCCAACUACAAGAACUAUUGGCUGGGAAUUUGCAUGUUGCUGUCAGUGCUGGAAGAACAAGCUAUGGACUCUUUGUUACUGGGCCCAGACAAACAAAAUGAUUUCAUGCAGUCUAUACUUCACACUAUGGAGAAAGAAGCAGCUGAUGAUUCCACUGACCCCUUCUGGCCUGCCCUACACUGUUUCAUGGUUAUUUUGGAUCAGCUGGGGUCUAAAGUUUGGGGUCAGCUGAUUGAUCCUGUCCAAGCCUUUCAAACCAUAAUCAACAGUGUCAGCUACAACAACGAAAUCAAAAAUAUUCGCAGUAGUUUUAUGAGGACAAAAGCUGAACCACAAUCAGACUAUGGUGAUGACAUGAUGUCCUGCAGUCAGAUUGUAUAUAAUUAUAACACAGAAAAGCCUCAAAAGGACACUGGCUGGAAGGCUGCCAUUUGCCCCGAGUACUGCCCCUACAUGUAUGAAGAUAUGCAGACCCUGGCUAACAUGCUUCAGUCUGACAUAGGCAGAGACAUACGUGUCCAUCACAGCACAUUCCUCUGGUUCAUCCCUUUUGUUCAGUCCCUCAUGGAUCUCAAGGACUUGGGCGUAGCCUAUAUAGUAGAGGUCAUCCACUACCUCUGCUCCGAAAUCAAAGACAUCCUCAUCGAACGAUUCCAGGAGUGCGACAAAAUCUCCGAGUUCUUCCUCCUCAUCUUGGUGUCCAUUGUUGAGCUGCACAGGAGCAAGAAGUGCCUGCACUUGCUGUGGAUCAGCUCCCAGGAGUGGGUGGAGGCGGUGGUGAGGUGUGCCACGCUGCCCAGCAGAGCCUUCACUCGCUGCAGCGAGAAGGCCCCGGGGCUGUUUGCCAAGGGCUCGGCCGCGGGCUCCUUGCAGGCGCCCAGCUCGGUGCAGCACGCCUGCGUGCAGCUCAUCCGCAGCCUGCUCAAGGAGGGCUACCAGCUCGGCCAGCACGCCCUCUGCAAGCACUACCUGGACAAACUGAACCUCCUCCUGCGGGGAAAUCGAGCUGUGGGCUGGCAGCUGAGCAGCCAGGAAACCCAGGAGCUGCAAAUGUGCUUAAAGCAAGUGAUAAGAAGUAUAAAGGGCAAAGCACUGAGCAGCUCUUUGGCUGGAGGGAGCAAGUCAAGCUCAACAGCUUUGCCGAGUGUCUCUACAAAGCAGGAGAGGAAUGUGUGUGAUGAUGGAUACAAGAUGAGUGGACAUGAGAGGAGAGACCUUUGUUCACCGUUUGUCAUGUCAAAGGAAGGCAGAGAUUGUCAAGAGAACCCUUUGCAUAGGAGAAAGAAUGCCUGGGAGGAGGAAUGUAGAGAUGCAUGUAGAAGCUCAACAUCUUGCACAUCCACAGGAGGCCUCUUGAUGAAUAUUAAAAAAGAGCCUAAUGACUUGACAGAUCAGGAGUUUGUCUUCCCCCAGAACUCUUUGGCAACAAAAGUAUGUGGGAAAGUUCAGGAAAAUAGGAGCUCUGACCUUGUGGCAGGGAAGUGCAAUACGGACGAUCAGUGCUUCAGUUCAAAUACUGAGCAUUCAGAUUUCAGGAGAGGCAGAGAGUUAGAAGUGAAACACAGAGCAGAAUCCAAAACACCAUAUCUGUCUGCUCAGACUCAUCUUGACUCUCCAUCUUCAAGGAGUUGCAAAAGUAUGCAAGAGACAGGUGCAAACAGUGGGUUCCAGUCCAGACUGGUCCCCACUAAACAGGUGUCCAAGGAACCAUCACUGGAUUCCUCUAACUCCUCUAGAAAUGAAGCUGGUGUGCCAGGGAAGGAAGAUGACAGUAGUUUGCUUUUAGGGCAUAAUGACACCUCACUGAAAAAAGUAUCAACAGAAGAAAAAUCAGGUCCAUCGUUGCUGUCUUUCUUUAAGAGGAGCACUAAUGUGCAAACUUCAAACCAGGAGCAGCCUAAUUUAAAUGAUUUGGAUAAAUAUGACUGCAAAAAUCAAUUUUCGGAGACCUCUUGUAGGGAUAAAACUUCAGCAUGUGGUUAUUUUCCAUUUAGCUCUGAAAACAAGAGGGAUGUGAUCAGGCCACUGUCGGUGAAGCAAGAAUCAAGUGACAGGUUGUUUGAGUUUUCAGAAUAUUUCAGGAGGGAAACCAGUUCAGUGGGGAAGAAAGAGGAGAAUUUUGUGAAGACGGUUUCUGAAGAUGAUGAUUCAUCAGACUCCCAGGUUGAUAGAGAACUCAGUAAAUUAUCUUUAGCUGCUUAUGCCAAAAGUCUUAAUUUUCCCGUUGCAUCCAACCAGGAAAGCUCAGUGUACCAAAAUGUGUCUGAUAUUAAAAGGAAAGUGAAAGGUUCUGUAAGAUCUUCCAAUGAGGGCCAAAGUACCAAGUGUCCCAGUGGUGGUGAUCACCCUAGCAAUCAAGUCAUUGUAAUUUCAGACUCUUCUGAUGAAGAAAAAAGUGUGGCUGAGAAGGAGGAAUCAAAAACCAAGAACGAAAAUGUGUGUGCAGAGCCAUCUUCAACUUCCAGCAGCACUUCUGAUAGUGACACUAAAAGAGAAUCAAAGUCUCCAGGCUCUCCCCUGUUACUGGAUGACUGUGAGUCUCAGUAUUUUGAAUUUGAAACAGAAGAUGAGGUUUUUUCAGCUUGGCAAGACACUCAAGCAUAUGCUGUGGAGGCAACUCAGGAGUACAAACAAGACGGUGUUUCACCAGCACCUGAGACAGGUAAUUCACAUGACUGCCAGAAUGAUAACUUAAAUGACUGGGGCUAUGAUCUGCCUUACUUUAGUGAUGAGGCCAUGGAAGAGGCAGCAAGCUCAAUAGAAAAGCAGACAGAAGAUGCUUCUUAUCAGAAAGGAGCUGGUGAUACCAAAGAAGCGAUUAACUCAAUCUUGGAAGAAUCAGUUGGCAAGGAAGAGGCAAAAGCUCAACUGGAGAAAUGUGCAGACAAAGAUACUGCUAAAGGCUUCACCCUGGACUCAAAAGGGCCUGAACCCACAACAUCUACAUCUCCCAUCUCAUUAGCUUCAAAGCUGGCCCUUAAGAAAAAGAGCACAAGCCCACAGAAGCCCACAGCAAAAUGUAAAUCAGCACCAGCUGUUCAGAGAAGUCCUAAAAAACCUCCCGUUGUUAAAGCAGCCAAAAAUAAACCCCCACUGCAAAGCACAACAGAACGUUGUCAGGCUGGCAGGUCGAUGCCUGCUGUGGUUCCUCCGAGGAAGGUCCGGCAGAGCCCUGCUCCAGCAUCAACUGCAGAAAAGCUUGGCCUGAAGAAGGGGCCCCGCAAGGCGUUCGAUUUGUCACAGCCCUCCCUGGAGAGCCUGGCCCUGCUGCGCAGCCACGGCAAAGCUGCGGGCAGGAUUGGAGUCACGCAGAAAAAGAGAACCAAGCAGAUCGAGGCUCAGCGUUUGUCUGUGAAAGGGAAUAAAAAACUGCUGGCCUGCCAAGACCGCCAGUAUCUAAAGUCCAGGAGAAGCGUGAAAAAAUCUGUGGGAAGUUGGGAGAGUAGAAACAAAGUUACCAAAACGUGUGCGAAACCUGUGGUACAAAAGGCUCAAAGUUUUGAACUGGGAGCUAUUAAAGAAUUUGAACACCAAAGGGAGAAAAAAAAAGAGGAGGCUGCUUGUUCUUCUGCCAGUGAGAGAAAAUUUGAGAGCCUCUGUGUGGAGGAGGUGGCAAAUUCCUCUAAAAUGCCUCGUUCUUCAGACUGGAACAGCAAAUGGGAGGGUAGCAGUGUUGUGGUUCCUCCUGUCCCUAUGGAUUCAAGUCUCUCUUCCACUGCACUUGAAGGUGAUAAAGAUGAGCCUUCAGGAAAAGGUUGCACUGUCCUGCCUGAGUGUGAGAUGAAAACAUCAAAGCAAAAUGGGUGUAAAUCAGAUGAAAGCAGUGAUGAAGGUGAUGAUAAUCUGUUUUUAACUCAGUUAGAUCCUGUGGAUAUGGAGUUAUGUUCUCAGGAGGAAAGUGUUCAAGAUGCUGCCAUGGGUAGUAAGAGCCCAGAGGAAAUGGGUGUUGAUGAAAGCCUUCAGCAGAAUGAAGUCUCAGCUGCUGUGAAGUGUAAGGAUAAAGAGUGUAUGGAACAGGUGGAGAAACCUGGAGAGUACUGCAGUAAACACCCAGCCACCAGCCCAGGGGCAGACCACGUGUUUGCCAAGCCUUCUCUCCCACCACCUAAAACAAAAAAACCUUCCACUGCCAAAAUUUUCAGCUCAGCAAGUUCUUCACGGAACGCAGCCUUCAGCAAAGAUCUGGAAGAUGGCACAAAGUUUCCCCCACCUUCAAAAAGCAAAGUGAGCGCGGCCAAACCGCCGGUGCUCAGGCCACCAAUGUAUCCCAAACCUGCACCAGCAGGAAAUCCAACCUGCAAAUCUCCAACUUUCAAACCCCUUAGCUCCAGCAAUGUUCUCCAGUCACAAAAUAAACGCUAUGACAAUGCUUCAAAUAUUUCCAGAGGGCCUGGCCGAGAAACCUCCUCCUCUUUUCUUGGCCAGCAGCGCGAUUACAGCAUUUUUGUUAACCAAGUCCUAAAGUGGACUUAUGAAAUGUUUGAAAACUUCAGCUACUUUGGAACUCCAAAUCAUCUUCUGCAGACCAUAGUAGCUGCUGUUCCUCCCCAUUUUCAGGGCUACAAUGAGUAUUUUGACACAUUUUUUCCCUUGAUGAUGCUCAAUGCCUUUGAAACACUGGCACAAGAAUGGGUAGAAAACCAGAAAGUAAGAGAGAAAGGUUAUUACUUCUACUUAGAGAACUUUUCUGCUGACAUGAAUACAGCACAUUUUACAGCUCAUCUACGAGAGAGUGAUUUGGCAAGGCAGCUCCAUCCAAAGGAGGAUGACUUAAUCCUUUUGAAGGUGCACAAGCAGAAGGACACUUUUGGGGAAGAAAGUGGGCUGGAGUACCACACAGUGAAUCAUGUUGGCUUUGUGACACGUUUUGCUCGUGCAUCUGGCUGUGCAAAUGGACAAAAAGAGCAGCAGACUGCCUGUCAUCUUACUGUGCAAACCCAAGGCAAUUUGUCAUUUUUCAUCCAUAAGCAAGUGAAGUGUGUGGUGGUUGGCUCCUUGGUGACCACACACAGAACAUUCAAAGGUCUCCUGCUGCUGAGCAGGAGCCCCCUGGUUAGACCCAUCAUAAAUCCAAGUUACAAUGACUUCUGUCCCAGAGAUCUGCCUGUUGCCUCAGGAAGUGCUGUUUCAUAUAUGAAUGAAUACAAUGAAGAUCAGAAGAGAGCCAUUGAGACAGCUUAUGCCAUGGUAAAGCAGCACCCAGGACUGCCCAAGAUCUGCCUUAUCCAUGGACCUCCUGGGACAGGGAAAUCAAAAACUAUUGUGGGACUCCUGUCCCGUGUUUUGAGAGAAAACACUAGGAAUGAGAAAACAGCUCGGAAAAAGAAUUCCAAGAUUAAGCCAAACCGUUUUCUAGUGUGUGCACCAUCAAAUGCUGCUGUUGAUGAGCUCAUGAAAAAAAUCAUCAUUUCAUUUAAGGAAAAAUGCCAAAACAAACAGGAGCCUUUGGGAAAUUGUGGUGAUAUCAAAUUAGUGCGACUUGGUCCUGAAAAAUCAAUCAACAAUGAAGUGAGGGGAUUCAGCCUGGAUAAGCAAGUUGAGCACAGAAUGAAAAGAAAGCCAGGUGACUGUGACCAGGACAUUCAGAAGAAGAAAGAAGCUCUGGACCAGAAGCUGGACCUGCUCUCUCGAGAGCGUGCCAUGCACAGAUGUGAGAAGAGAGAGAGUCAAAUGUUAAAUGAUGAAAUUGGGAAACUUGCAAAGGAGAGACAACAACUCGCUUCUCAGCUAAAGGAGGCUCGUGUGCACUCGCAGAAGGUGCAGGCAGACAUCAUCCUGGAGUCUGACAUCAUCUGCUGCACGCUGAGCACCAGCGGCGGGAGCCUGCUGGAAUCGGCCUUCUCCCGCCAGGGCCUGGACCCCUUCAGCUGUGUCAUCGUGGAUGAGGCAGGGCAGUCCUGUGAGGUGGAAACCCUGAUCCCACUGAUCCAUCGCUGUAAUAAACUCAUCCUGGUUGGAGAUCCCAAACAGCUCCCUCCUACUGUCAAAUCAGUAAAAGCUCAGCAGUAUGGCUAUGACCAGUCUCUGAUGGCCCGACUGCAGAAGCACCUGGAGGAGCAAGUGCAGAGGAACGUGCUGCACAGCCUGCCCGUGGUGCAGCUGACAGUGCAGUACAGGAUGCACCCAGACAUCUGCCUCUUCCCAUCCAACUAUGUCUAUGGCAGGACUCUAAAAACUGCCAAGGCAAUAGAGGAGAACAGAUGUUCUUCAGAAUGGCCAUUCCAGCCCUACCUGAUUUUUGAUGUAGCUGAUGGUCGUGAGGAGCGAGACAAUGACUCUUACAGCAAUCCUCGGGAAGUGAAGCUGGUGAUGGAGUUAAUUAGAACAAUUAAGGAAAAGAGGAAGGAUCUGGGCCUUCGUCGCAUUGGAAUAAUUACCCCUUACAGUGCACAGAAAAAGAAAAUCCAGGAACAGCUGGACAGUGUGUUUAAGAAUAACAGCCCAGGAGAGGUGGACACGGUGGAUGCGUUCCAGGGCCGGGAGAAGGAUUGCAUCAUCGUGUCCUGUGUGAGGGCCAACAGCUCCGAGGGCUCUGCUCUGCCACACCUGCAGGCAAACAGCACCAAGGGAUCCAUUGGGUUCCUGGCCAGCCUCCAGCGCCUGAAUGUCACCAUCACCCGAGCCCGCUUCAGCCUCUUCAUCCUGGGCCGGCUGCAGACGCUCAUGGGAGAUGAAAACUGGAAUCACUUGAUUCAGGAUGCUCAGAAAAGAGGCGCCAUUAUUAGAACAACAGAAAAAAAUUACAAGAAAGAAGCUCUCAGGAUUUUGAAGCUCAGGCCACCAGGACAACCCCCAGCCAAAGGAGGGACUGUGACAUCUCCUGUGGUGCAGGCUGCUUCUUCCAGUGGCAAGAGGAGUGAGCCUGGAAAUUCUGGGAGCAGCCCACGAGAACUUGCUGCUGGCCCUGGCCAUGCUGUGCCCCAAGGAAGCCGAGGGCCCACACAGCCUGCAGGGGCUGCAGAUUCCAACAGGGGCAGUGCCCCUGCAUCUCUUGGGGCUCCAGCUGCAGUUCCCAGGAGUGUCAGUGCCCCUGCAGCAACAGAUUCCAGGAGGGUCAGUGCCCCUGCAGCCGUGGGGGCUCCAGCAGCAGAUUCCAGGAGGAGCAGUACCCCUGCAUCUGUUGGGGCUGGAGCUGCAGAUUGCAGGAGGAGCAGUGCCCCUGCACCUUUGGGGACCCCAUCUGCAGAUCCCAAGAGGAGCAGCAGUGUCCCUGCACCCUCGGGGGUUCCAGCUGCAGAUUCCAGGAGGAGCAGUGCCCCUGCACCCUCAGGGACCUCAUCUGCAGAUCCCAAGAGGAGCAGCAGUGUCCCUGCACCCUCGGGGGCUGCAGCACUUGGUGCCAUCCCAGAGAAGCCCCGGGACCCCAGGCUGGCCAGCCUGGCCACUCGAGCUGAAGGCAAAGGGAAGGAGCAGCCCUUGAGGUCAGCCCAGAGCACGCCAGGAUCUGCAGCACAGCAAGGCCUGCACGUGUCCCCAGCUGCCAGGGAUUGGGUGUGCAGAACAGAAAGUGCCAGGAGGGCCCAGCAGGCAGCAGGACAGGGCAGUGUGCUGCCCCCAGCCCCUCCCUCGGGCCAGCACGAGGGUGACCAGAGAGCAGCCGUGUCCAAAAGCGCUUCCAGAGCCCCCAGGGAGGGAGCUCAGAGCAGUGGCAGUGAGUGGAACAAAGACUCUCGUGGUGUGUGCAGGAGACCAUCCCAGGAAUCACCAGAGAGCUCAGAAUCAAGCUCUGCCAAGAGAAGAAAGUUCUUUCACUGACUUCACUGUGGGCUCAUCACUGGAAAUCUAUUCCCAGAUUUCUGUCUAGCAAGGACUGUGUUUUAAAUUAUUUAACGCAGCUGGAGCUCCCAUCUAUUGAUACCACUACUAUCAGAGGAUCUCCUUCCCAUCCUGUCCCUAAUUGUGAAGGGAUUUAAUACCUGACAGAUGGUACCUUAGAGGUUUUGAAAAGGGAAGUUGGGUAGCUGCAUUGCUUGGAAGAGCAGUGGGUUGAGUCAUCUAGGAAGCUGAGGUUGUAAAUGUUUAACAGUGUAUAUUUGUACAGUAUACAGAAUUAUUUUAAGAUAUUUGGCAAAUACAUAGCUUCAUGGUUUUUUGUGUAAAUGCUAAUUUCUUAGAGAUGUAAUUUUUUUAUGAAGAACCAGAGUAAAGCAAAAACAAAACCCAACAACCCCAAAAUCCAAAGGACAGACUUCUUUUCCCUUUGCACUAAUAUGUCUAAUUUAUUUCAUAGCAAAUCUGAGUGUUGAAAAUGUGAUACCAAUGGCUCUUGCUAGUGCUCCACUACUGCCUCAGGGAAGAGUGAGGCAGAUGUACGUUGGUUGAAAAGAGAGAAUUCUACUUAUUUUGUAUAUUUUAUUGCCUGUUUUUAUAGGAAGAAAAGAGUUUUUGUUUAUACAAACGUGCCUUGAGUUUUGCUCUUGCUGCUGCUCUAUCAGUUGGAAUCCCUCACUUGUUGCAGGGGCAACACAAUCUGCAGAUUGAAACCUGGGUGGUCUCUUUGGUCCCACUGUGUCCUGUGAGCAGGGAUCAACAGCACUGUGGAAUCUUGGUCCAAGUUCUAUUAACAGCUAUUGGUAAUAUCACUUGAGUUUCUAUGUAUGAAAUUUUGGAGAUGACAGGGAUGAAAAGGGCAGGUAGAUCUUUCUAGGUGUUACUGCUGGAUUCUUUCCACUGUGCUCAUGAAGAACAUGCAGCCAUUAAAGGAGGAUGGCGAAAAAACCAAAUUAUUUUUAAGAAAACCUUCCUCACAUCAUAACAUUUCACAAUAAAACUGGAAUUAUUUCUGCUAAGAAUUCCUUUGGGUCGCUGUGAAGUAUCAGUGUCUGUUUGCUGGAGCUUGUGUGUGUCUCAGGAGGUGAAGGGCAGCAUUUCACAUGCACUGAGCUUUGUGUGGAGAUAACCUGAGGGUGCAGGGUUGGUGCCAGCUGUGCCAUCUCCACUGAGCAGGGCCUGUCCUGCUGUCCCUUGUCACAGCAGCGUGGCAGUGGCUGUGCUGCAGCAAGUGAGCCACAGUUUUUAGGCAUCAUCUUCAGUUCCAUUUUUGUUAUUGCAGGGAUAAUUCCAGCUUUGUGCUUUGACCUUCUGCCAGGCAGGGCCCAGCUCAGGGAAACACCAGUGCCUUGCUGUGCCCAGCACCAGGAGCUGGGCCAGGCUGUGAUUGCCAGGAAAACUCAUCCCUAAUGCAUCCACACCCAGAACAAGCAUCCUUUACUGGUAGGAGCUGCCUUGGAGGUGUGUGGGGAGGCUUUGAUUGCUGCCUGGGCCUGGCCAGCUCCUUGUGCUGUGCAGGACUGAGGGUUUCAGUGCAAUGGGGAGAAUCUGGGAGAUCCCUGUGAGGUGAGGUCAGCAUCUGUGCAUUGUCCAGCUUUAGUUAUUUGUGGUGUUGCAUUCUGAAUCCUUCAGUGACCCUGACUCCUCCUGGCAGCCCUGUGUGCCCUUCUCCAGCUGCUGAGUGCCUCUGACCUUAACAAACUGGGCAUUUCAGUCACUCCCCAUCACACACUCCAUACCUGUGUGUUUUUCCCCUUUAUGUUAAUAGGAAUAUUUAAAAACUGUCAUCUUCCAAGCCCCUUGGCUCUCGUUGGCAGGGCUGUGCUGCCCUGCCUGCUGUUUGUACUUAGCACAUUAAGAGGCUGCUGCUCUGCAAACCCCAUGGCUGUGGAAGCCAUUUGGACUGUCUUGAUGUAAAUAAAGUGAAGCUGGCAACAAAAUGAACGAGGAAAUGCUUUUCUGGUUAUUAAAAGCAAUUUGGUGACUAGAAUGUUGCUGUGAAACUUUUCUUCUAGUUUCCUUCCUUACCUUGCAUUUCAGAACGUGUUCUGAGAGCAGUGCUUGGCACGUGCUGGAAGGAAUUUUGUUUUAACAUUUUAUUUUAGUUAUAUUCUAUAAUGCCUGUGUUUAUCCAUAAAUCAUCUUUGAGGUAUAUUCAGUGGCCCAGACCUUUUUGCUGGUUUAAUACUAGAUUUAUCUGACUUAAAUUGUCAGUCUUCAGCAGUAGAUUAUUGCUGCCAUGUCAGUCUGUGUCAUUAGUCCUUUAUUUGUCAAUAAAAACAUGCUUGGGUUAUUGCACUUAGACACUUUUCCCUCUUCACAAACCACUCAGUAGGUUUGUAGCUUUAGCUUCUCCUCUUGUUUAUACCUGGAAAACUGAGCAAAAUGCAAUCCAAAGCACACUUCUCACUGGCUCAAAUCUCCAGUGAGGAACAAACAGACCAGGCACAAUUUUCAUAAAUUCUCUGUGUGGUACAAAGCACUGAGUAGUGAUGGGCACUCAGUGUGUAAGCUGUGAGCAGAGACUUGCAGUGGUCAUUUAUAACUCCUCAGAGCUGGUGGCCCUUGGAGUUGUUGGUGGUUACUGAGUGCUAAAGUUGGAAAAGUCCGUAAAGAAAUGUACUCAACACAACUUUAGUAAAACACUUUAUUGGAGGCUGUGCUUGGAAGAAGCAGUAUCAGGUUUUUAGAGAGGCUUCCAUGCUGCUUCCAAGGCUGGAGCUGAAUUCUCAGUGCAAAGCCAGUCCUCUCUGUUCUUGGGAGGGAGGGAAAGUCUCUUGUAAGAGCUGGACCAUGUUUUGUUCAGAGUUUUCAGAGUGUGGAAGUUUCAUUAAUUUAUUCUUUGUACACAAAACAGGCUUUGCAGCAAAGGUGGGAUAUAACUGGUUGUUCCUUUUCCCUUUAAGGUUUGCUGUAGUUAUUUUCCAUGUUGUUGCUGCCAAUCAUGGCGAUGUGAGGGCAUGGCAGGUGCUUGUCUGGUCUGUGUUCCUUGGCUCUGGGUCACUGUGCUGCUCUGGGCUCUGUGUGGGGCACUUCUGUUUAUUUAUCAAUUCAUUCUCUGCUCUGGGAGUGCAGGAGGGAGCUGUUGGCUCCUUGCUGGGUGGGACAAGGGGUGCUGAGAGCUGGAGGUGCCCCUGGACUGUGCCAGGCUCUGUGGGGACAGGAGGGACAUCAGCCUCUCCCUCCUGCCAGUCUCCACUCACAUUCCCAGUGCUGGUGAGACCCUGAGUCCUUGCAAUCCUAAUUAGCAAAGGGGUUUAAUGAGGGGUGCAGGCUGGCAAGGCACUUCUGCUAAUCCAUGGAAUGGGAAUAGCCCUCACCCUGCCACACUCGUGGGGACAAGCACAGAGCAGCCUGGGCUCCCAGAGCAACACAGCAUUUGUUACUGCAUCAACUGGGGCUAAACAACAUUCCCAGACAACACCUGAAAAAUAACAUGGAACUCCAGUAAUUCCAGAGCUGGCUUUUGCUUUUUGGCAAUCUCUGAAGUGUGGAGAGAAGGCUCCCAAAACUGGAGCUGGGCUGUUCAUUCACAGCAGCCCCAUGGAUGAGCAGAACCAUGGUCCUAAAGCUGCAAGAUGCUCUCUCCAUUGUGCAUGAAUAAAUGAUGGAUGAAAUGACUGCUGGAUUGUAAAUGGAAUUUAUAAUGGUAAUGAUAUAAUACAGUCUCUUGCCACAACGGGUCUCUUUUCUUGUCUUUUUAAGCUGCUUGGAAAGGAGCCCAGUGCCUUAUUCUUUAGUGCAAAUAAAUGUAAGCUAAGCAGCCUUGUACAUUGAAUAUCACUGCCAUGAGACCUCCUGGCCAUAUGUACCUGUCUGCUGCUCAGCCCUUGGCUAAUUUGCCACCAACUCCCAGGAAAAGCAUGAUAGAAAUGAAAGUGGUCUGAGAGCACAUUACAUCUGGUACUGGGAAAACACAGAAAACCUGAUUUUAUAGCCUGGUGCAGCUGUGCAGCAUUGCCACUGAUUUCACUGUGCCAUGAAGCAAGAACUCCCUUUGCUACAGAGAAAUCCCAUCAGUUUCCCCUCUGUUUUAACCCCUGCAGUGUUAAACCACAGAGUGUGGUCAGGAUGAGAAAUCCCAUCGUUUUCCCCUCUAUUUUAACCCCUGCAGUGACACAGAGUGGGGUCAGGAUGGAGCUUUUGGACCCUGCUUAUUGUUGCUGGCAGUUAUGUGGUGAAAAUGGGUGGGUUUAGGCUUUCCUCACACGUUUCACCCUGCAGUGAAAGUUGUUAGAACACCUUGAGAAUCAAAAAGCCAAAGGAGCCUUCAGGAGGGUCUGAAGCUUUUCUCUGCAUCUCAAAUCAGGAUGGGAUUUUUUAGCCAUUUUCUGUGUGAUCGUGGCCAAACUCUCCAGCUCCCAGCCAGAAGGGCUGAGAAGAUGUGAAUAUAAAGCUCUCCAAAACCCAGCUCUGCUCUUAUUUCUGAGCAACAACAUUCAGCUCUUCCUUUAUACUUUGUUUUAUUUACAUUUGAGGCUUCUCAUGAAAGCAAAUUACAGAGCAGAACAGGGCAGUGAGACCAUUUUAUUCCCAUUAAAAAGUGUUGGUUCUCUCGCUCUCCAGCCUCUGCAGGGCUCCUCACGAAUCACUUGCAGAUGAGAUGUCUGCUGCCUCAUCUUAAAAAAAAACAAAUAACAUACCUGGGAACUGGCAAUGGAAUUCUUUUCCCCCCUCCUGUCUCCAGCUCCCAGGAACUGUAGCUUUAACAUUUUACCUGGCAAGUGAGCAAAUGUGCAUCAGGAAGGUUUUUGUUGCCUUGGGGCUUUUGGUUGUUUGGAUUUAUCAGAACUCUGAAUAGUUAAAAUCAGAGUAGAAUUUGAAGUAAACAAGAAAAAUCAAACGUUCUACUUAUGCUGUUUGGAGAGGUCACUCUUUGCAGGCAGAAGUGUAAUUUAAAAACUUUUCCAAACCAAUCAAAUGCUGGUGCCAGGAUGCACAUGGAACCUCUUGAAAGAGCAUAAGUGGCUUUUCUCAGAAGGAGAAGUACCUUUUGGUAACCUUUCCACAAGUAUCAAGCUCAUUGGACAACUUCUCCCAUCUGGAAGCAAUAACUGAUGUACAAAACUUCUGCCUUGGAGAUGAACUUUGGGAUCUGUGGGUACUUGCAGUGAUGGUUUCUCUGUGUUGUUUCAAUGAUGCUCUGUUCUCUUUGUGCAGACACCCUGUAACAGAUGCUGCAGUUAAUGGGUCCUCAGUGCUGAAGAUCUCAGAAGCUUUAAAUUGUUUUCUUGAGCACUAAGUGUGAGUUUUGUGUGAGAGAUUUUCUCUUCUGCCUUGCAUUGUGUGAUUCCAAGUUCUACAGCACGUGUGACUCUAAAACCCCAAAGCCAAACAGCCAAUACCCAAACAACCAAGA